UAUGGACAAGUAGUAUAUGAGUAUGUACAAGAACUUAUUCUGCUGUCAAUUAAUCCACGUGAUAAUCGAAAAUUUAUGGUUAAUUUUUUUAUUUUUGCGUUUCAUUUUCUUCGACGUGACUCAGAACAUUCUUGUUGUCCCAUUUUUCUCUAAUGUCACAGCUGCAUCUCGUAGAUAAUGAAGGAAGACCGAUUUGUAAAAAUAUAUGCGCUGACUAAAGACACCUAAUGCAAACUAAUUUGUAACGCGGAAUGACUUAUCUGCCGUGGGAGGCUUAUUAAAUAAUUGAAAAUGUCAUACAAGUAACGUGACAAUCGACCAACGUUUAACAUUCUCUGUCUAAAUUUAUUUUCGACAAGUAGCUGACAGAAAAUUCCAAAAUUACGUCGUACAUUUUUUUCAACGGAUACCAUUAAUGGAAUUGUAUUUAACCAGUUGGAUAGAAAUGUUUAUUAAAUGACCAUACGAUCAUUGUAACUAAUACGUACGACGCAAUGGAAAAAUUUGCUGUUGAUUUAGACAAAGUUCUGGACGAUUUCGAGUUUAAUGAAGAUUGUGCAGAGCAAAUAGCAUCUGUUAAUUCUUCAGCAAACAAUGCGUCAUCAUCUACAGUUAAAUGUAACUUGGAACCUUCAAAUUUAAAACCCUACAAUUAUCUCUUAAUAGAUUCUAAAAAUACUAACAAGGAAUUGGAUAUAGUAUCAACUUCAGAAAGACAUAAGGAUACACAGCAGAUAAAUGCAAGAAGUAAAUCUGUAAGCGAAAAGGAUGCAAUUCCUGACAGUCUAGAGUAUAGUAAAGAAGAAACAAUAAUAGAAGGCACAGAAGGUGUAAAUCAAUUUUAUACACAAGAUUAUGUAAGUGACAGUAAAGUUAUACAAAAACAGUCUGUACCAUCUUAUGAUUCCGAACAAGUUCCUUCAACGGUAUACAAUGACAUAUCGCAAAAAUUAUUGCAUAAGCAACAAAAUGAUAGUAACAGUCCAAAGAUUGACAAUAGGUAUGGUAAAAAAUUGAAUCAGUGUAAUCUAAAGCCCAGUGUUAGUAAUGUCUUUAGCAGUUUGAAUGAAUAUAUAAAUGCACCACCUGGAAGUUCAGAUUGUAUCCAUUCUGUAUUGAAUGAACAGAAAGUGCAUUCUAAUUUAGAGUCUAAAACUGCUUAUCAUGGUAAUGAGACAUCUAACUUUGUUCAGAGCUCCAUUAAAGAUAGCGAUAAGAGCAUAGUGUUUAAUCAAACAGCCGAUGCAACUAGUGUAACUAGAGAAUCGUCUGUUUCAAGUCAUGAAGAUGGGCCUAUAUCAUUAGAAGCACCUAUUACGUGUGAGAAUGAUAUUAAAGAGGACCCUAACAUUCAUGCAAUAAGUUUUGAUGAAAUAAAACACGAGGAAGAGCUUCUGAAAGAAGUUUCAUUGAACCAAAUACAUACUGAAUUGAGUAAUAAAGCAGAAGCUGUAUAUAAAGCACAUUCUGAUAGUGUACAAGAAGAUAGCAAUAUUGGAAGCCAAGAAAAUGAUUCUAUACCUGAGAGUACUUACAAUCAAAGUCAUCAAUAUGAAAGUAAUUCUACAUUGGAGUUAGAAGAAAAUGAAAUAAAAUUAAAUGUGGGAGACUUUGAUUCAUCUGAUCAACAUGGGAACAGUUUAAAUGUAGCAGAUAAGCCAAUUGGAUUUAAUAACAUUGAGAAUUUAUCAGAAGAUGAUUUAACCAAGUAUUUAAUAGAAUUAGAGGAGGAGGAAAAAUUAAAUGUGGAAUGUAAGAAACAUGAAAAUGUUUCAGUGCACAAAUCACAUGAAAUUACGUUAGAAGAUACAAUACACAAUAUUCUUCCAGAUCAAAUGGACGAGGGUAAAACUGUAGAGCAUGUCUCUAAAGAUUUAAUUGUAGAAUCUCCUGAAACGACAGAAAAAGAAUUCAGCCAUGAAACCGACAUUUCAGUAACUGAUUAUGAAACAGAAGAAAUGUUAACUAAUGUAAUAGAAAAACAAAAUUCACAAUUCACUGAUGAAUUGGAAGAUGGUAAUAUAAGUAACAAAGAAGUAAAAUCAUUGCAGACCAUUAAAGAUGAUAAUAUGAUACAUGAAAACACUAGUGUAACUUCAGAAAAUGAAUGUUUGCCUAAUGCAAAAAAUGUUAAAGUUAGUCAGGAACACUGUAUGUAUAAUUUAAAUAUUAACCAGGGGUCACUCAGUAAUGGUAAAACUGAUAUUCACCUAAAAGCCCAGAAGGAAAAUCCUCCACAAUACAGUCAAGCUUGUGAAUUGAAAAUCCAAGGUGAUGUUGAUAAUGUUUCUGAAGAGAAACAUGUAAUGACAGCUGAGAUAACUAUGUUAAAUGAUAAAACAAAAAAUUGCGAUGAUAUUAUGUCUACAUCUAUGGAAGCAUCCACAAGACUAAAUGUAAGUGAUAGCAGUGGUGAAUCAGAGAAGCCAGUACGUCCUCAAACCUUAGACAUUGUUUUAACUAAUAAUACCAAUGAACAUCAAAUAGCUGGUUCUACAAGUGAUACACCGUCAGCUCAUGUGCAAUCAAAUGUUGAUGGUACUAAAGAAGAUCAAGGAUCUUCACCAGAUAUUUUAGAUAAUUCUAUACCAGAAACUAAUUCCAUUUUGGGGAAGCAACCUCCAUUUUGGGUGCCUGACAGCGAUGCACCUAGCUGUAUGUUGUGUGAUGUAAAGUUUACAGUAAUGAAAAGACGGCAUCAUUGUCGCGCGUGCGGAAAAGUGUUAUGUAGCAAAUGUUGUAAUAUGAAGUAUAAAUUAGAAUAUCAAGGAAACAUUAAUUCACGAGUUUGUGUUUCUUGUUAUCAGCUUCUUACAAAAGCUGAAUCAGAGCAAAGUAUAGGAGAAUGGUCCUCUGGUUACUCUACCUGUGUAAAUAAUAAUGAUAUUAAUUCACCCCAGGGGAGACAGCCUAAUCCAAAUAAUCCCAUGGAGUACUGUUCAACUAUACCACCCUUGCAACAGUUAGCUGGCGGAUUACCACCACCACCCACUGUUAUGGUACCUGUUGGAGUUCUCAAAAGGGAAGGUGGUACAAAGAGUCGGCCUGAAGUUUCAAAGUCGGUCAUGUUCAGUGAUGAAUUAGACAUGUCCUGGGAUUUGAAACCACCCUACCGGAAGUCAGGAAACAAGAGGAUACCAACACCUGGAUCCUCUGCACCAAAUACUUCAGCCAAACGACAGAACUUGCCACGUUUGGAUCCAGCCACUGAAAGUUACGUGCCACAGGAUCCUAAUGUCCUUCCACCAACUGUAACGAUACAUAAAGGGCAAGUAUCUUAUCAUGCUGUAACGGACGAGGGUCUCCUGUACAGAACACUGAAAAAUGAAUGUGAGCCACCUAUCAUGUUCGCAAUUAACCGGAAUCUCUAUGCUUGUGUUAAAAUAUUGACUUUAAAUUGCUGUAUAAAUAAAACGUGUUGGAACAUCACAUCAAAAGGACUGGCUUGCGUUGGACAGGACGAAGUUAUAUUAUUAGUGGAAGUUUUACCUGAUGAAACCAAGAUACCAAAAGAUCUGCUCAUCUUCAUUAAUCAGUUGUACCUAGAAGCUAUUAAAGGUAAUACUGUAUCCGAGUUGGGAUUCUCAGUGUGCCAGGGAGGCAAUCUGUUAGGUUCUCGAGAGCAUGCAGGAUUUUUGUUCAUUCGUCAAACCCUACAAUGCUUACAAAAAAUUGUAUUACCUCCUGCUCCGUUCUUGUUUGGUCUUCUAGUUCACAGAUGGGAAACUCCAUGGGCGAAGGUAUUUCCGUUACGUCUUGUUUUACGCCUUGGAGCAGAGUAUCGUUACUAUCCCUGUCCCUUAUUUUCUGUUCGGUUUCGAGACGCGUUGUACUUUGAAAUCGGACAUACGGUUAUGAAAGUGUUGGCAGAUUUCAGAAACUUUGGAUACACGUUACCAGGUGUAAGAGGAUUGACCAUUCAUUUAAGGAAUAGAAUGACUGAUGUAAUGUUUCCAAAGAAUCGCUACGAUCAAGUGAUCAAAGGGUUAAAUAAUUCAAACGAUCAUGUAUUAGCAUACGCCUCAAACUUCAGCAUAGCUGCCGACUCGCAUUUAGUUUGUAUUCAAACCAAUACAGGUGAUGAAAGCAGUUACCAAACACAAGCGAUAAGUAUAAAUAAUAAACCAAGAACGGUGACGGGUACAAGUUUCAUCGUCAUUAACGGAGCAUUGAAGUCAUCAAUGGGUCUUUCAGCAAAGUCAAGUAUAGUAGAGGAUGGGUUAAUGGUAGAGAUAAUGCCAGAAAAAAUGGAAGCCUUAAAAGCUGCUCUAAAAAAUAUGCAAGAUUUUUCAAUUGGAUGCGGUCGACAAGGAGCACUCGAACCGGAUGAAACGGUGAAUAUAAAAUGGGUCGAUAAUGAUUUGCAAUUCAACUUAGGAGUUAAAAGUCCCAUUGAUGGACAGCAAAUGGAUGGUAUUCCAUCGAUUAGGGUACAUAAUGGUACCGAUUAUAAAGGAACGAGUAGGUUUAUUCGUUGGACGGAAGUAUUUAUUAUUAAGUCUGAUGAUCAUCCAAAUGGCGUUCACGACCCAGUGGAUAUAAAUAAAUUAUCGGGAAAUAUAGCAAAAGCAACAUGUACAGCUUUAGUGAAGUUGCUGGAUCUUCUGGCUAAUGCUGGCUUAACUAAACUUGGUGUACGAACAACCGUUCAUCCUGAUAAUGUGGGUUAUGAAGCAGGUAGUGAAGGUAUGAAACUACCGCCAAUCUACAUGAACAGUUUGGACAACGAGCUAAUUCAAGUCCUGCAUAAAGCAGCACAAAGCAGUCAGGAUACACACACUGUGCUUGAAUUGAUUUUUUAUAUACUUGACGAUUGAAACUUGGAUUCGUUUUGUUAACCGUUUUAAUAUAAAGGCCGCGUUGUUUGUAUGCUCGAAAUGUAUGUACAAUUUACAGACUCGUGGAGCUAUCGAAAUAGAUCUUUUGAAAUGAGAAGAGGAUAUUUUCUAACCAAGUACUAAUCUAUAAAAGCCACGCGUAUAUUGUAAAGUAUAUGGAAUCAUGUUCAAGCACAUUAUUCAGCAAGGAAAACAUUGUGAAUUUAAAGUUAAGUAAUUUCAAUUGUCUUUAAGUUAUAUUAGCUUUUAUCCUAUGGUUUCUGAAACUCACUUAUUUAUAUCUUCUAUUGGAAGAAAUAGAUACUACAUGUUUUGUAUGUCACAUGUAGGUAUAAAUUUUAUAAAGAAGCCUAGAUAAGAAAAUGUGCGCCACAAAUCAAAAUCAAAUACCCUUAUUUGUUAUUAUGUAAAUAUAUUUGUUUUAUUGUUACUUGUGGUAUCUGAAAAAUAAUUUCUUAUUAUAUUUUACCUUACACUUGCUUGUUAGCGUGCUUUGCCAAUUCUAAGGUUUUUGUAUGAAUUCGGUACUUCAAAGCUGAUAGUUAUUGAUAUGAAUUUCAACUCAUUCAAGAUUCUAGUAAAUGAGAAGAAACUUAUUAUGAUAUUUAUAACAUGUGUGAAUAAGUUCUGUGUAGUUGCUAAUAAUAGUCUGUACAUAUGUAUAAAAGCUAAAUAUUAUAUCUAUCCUACUGUAACUGUAUAGAUUUCGUUUCUUGAAAAGAUUAACAAUAAUUAAUAUAUACAAAAAUUUCUCUUGAUACAUGUACAUUUUUGCAAAUUUCAUUUUUUUUGUACAAUUUCAACAUGUUUAUGUUUUAACUACUUUAUAAUCAUGUUAAAUUACAUCUUGUUGAAAAAAUACUGCAGGGAAGCUAAAAUAUCAGAGAAAUAUGUGGAUAAACAAGGAUUAUACCAAGAAUUUACAAUAAGAACAUUUAGUUACAGCUUUUGAAUUUGUAGUCAGUAUGAUCAACAUGUAAAUGUAUAUAUUUGUUAUUAAAAAUGUAAAAAACGAAAUCCAUGUAUGUUAAGAAUGCAGAAUCUUACUUUUUAUUGCUUGCAUUGUAAUAUAUGUAAACAUAAAUUUAUAUGCUAAAAGAUUGCGAACACAGUUUGUAAUGUUUAUUUUACUCUUUCGAAAAUUGUUUAAAACAAUGAACCAAAUAUACAAAUUAAGUAUAACAUCAGUAAAUUGUCUUGACUGCAAAAAUUUAUAUACAAUAGAUCUAGAAUAUUUAAGUUAAUAGUAUAACAUACAGUUCAAACUGAGAGACAAGCCAAAAUUUGUAACUCAACGAACAUCUGAGAUUUCAGUAAAUAAAAGAGUUCUGUAGGAGAA
This is a messenger RNA of Osmia lignaria (orchard mason bee), 6177 nucleotides long. It is a transcript of the gene Sara, whose product is annotated as Smad anchor for receptor activation. Gene Ontology annotation, biological process: endosomal transport. Gene Ontology annotation, cellular component: early endosome membrane. The record is from RefSeq and is a predicted model, not a curated record. NCBI's taxonomy places the organism in Eukaryota, Metazoa, Arthropoda, Insecta, Hymenoptera, Megachilidae. Gene Ontology annotation, molecular function: metal ion binding.